AUGGACCUCUUACUCAAAGAAAUGAACUCCAACACAGCAAUGAUGGCAGAUCUCGACUUGCCGUCGCCUAUCAACUCCCCUACAAAACCUCUUAAUUUCCCUAACCAAGCCAUCAAGUUGGAACCCCGCGAUAAGGACUUUAGCUCGUCGUCUGACACCUAUAUUAGCGAGUCUGAAUCUCGACAAUCUCCCGUUAAAAAGGAAAACCCCAACACUUCGCUAGACCGUAAUUUUGACUUUAACUCGUCCGACCAGGUCCAUCAGACUAUCGAGUCAAACAAGAACGAAAUUUCUCCUAUUGACGAGUUCUCCUUUGUUGAUAAUAAGACUCCGAUGACAUCCACCACCGACCUUAGCCACCCCACCGGCUCGCACCGGCCAGAAACUCGCUCGCUUGAUGCCCUGGAAUCGCCCAAUCGCUCCAUCAUGAAAAAAUCAGCUUCAAACUCUCCUCGUAAAAGCGUUGCUUUCACUAACUCCAAUCCUGAAAUUCAUCGUUAUCCAGCACCCAAUACCCAAACCCUGCGGUCCCACUCACCUCCUGAACCAGAACAAUUGAAUCACCAGUGGAAUAACGAAAUCAACAAGUCGUCAUCAGAGGAAGAAGAGGAUGUAGCUCCACCUAGCCCGCCUCCACAUACCAGCUUCAACUCACUUCUUAACAACGACGCUGCCGAUGAUGUUGACUCGUCCACUCUUUCCGAGCUUAAAAAUCGCCACUACAAUGAAAUGCCUUUGAAGGAAAAAAUGGAUAUCUACCUUUCCCAGAAACUGACCGGUGACGACUUGGAUCAACAUUUAGAAAACAUGCAAAAAGCUGUCGCAUUGCAAAACCAGUCUAAUAUCCAUCACCUUUCUCUCGACUUGCAGAAACACAACGCCCAAGAAAUUGAGAACCCCCUUGAGUCGUUAGCAGACACAUCGGAUGUUCAAUUGAGAUCCUCAGGCUCUUCACAUUCUUCGCUACAAUCAUUGAGAGAUGACAACCGUGUAUUACAAUCUUAUGCUGGCUGGUCUAGCUCCAAAGGUGUACAAUUGAACGAGGGUAUCAAAGGCUUAUCCGAUACCAUGGUCGAAUCCUUAAUUCCUCAGAACCAAGACUCGUCUUCUGACCACCUCGAAUUCACUUCGAAAGGCUCAAAGAAAGAGAUUGUCAGCUCUGAUGAGAACUCCUAUGACACCACUGAAAAGUCGAUCAUGAAUUUACUCAAUGGAUCGAGAUCAGACCUAGUUGGUGCAGAGACUAAGCAAACUACAGCUCCUCUCGAGACUGAAGAAACCAACGAAAUACAUUUCGAAGCAAAGCUCGAAGAAAAGCCAGAAGAAACACCCACAGAAAGACCCGAAGGCGACAGUAGCACGUCUCAACGUUUUGUUUUCACUCUCAAAGAUGAUUCGGACAUUGUGGACCAAACGGGACAGUUCUCUAUUCGUGAUCAUGUCGAUGGGGAUUGGAAGUUUGAGGACAGCCAUGAUGGAGACAAGGAGGAUAACUCUGAUUACACCAAGAAUGAUGUUACUGAAAUUGGUCAAGACCAGCAAAAUCCACCUUUUUCGACUUCAAACUCAAGAGAAACUACACCACAGUUUGAGGAUGCAUCCGAAGACUUCACGGUUCGCUCUUUAGCACCUCCAAGAUCUCCAACGAAAUCCUUGAAUGAGAGUAUUCACUCAGAGUCGGAAUCACAAAAGAUAGAAGACAAAGAAGAUAAAGAUAAAGAAGAAAAUGUUCUCGCCAAUUCAUCUAACAUUGCUCCGCCCGAAGAAUUGACGCUCCCUCAAGUUGAAAUUGGGAACUAUAGUUCUUUCGAAGACAUUACUAAGAAUGUUGAAAAGUCUGGCUCUGCGUUUGAAGACUCUUUAUCCGCUGAAAAUGAUGUAGAGAAAGCACCAACCGAUUUCUUGACUAUUUGGAGGACCCAUGAAAAGAAAAAGACGCAUCAGAAACGUUUGAGUUCGAGCCAUAUCCUUAAGGAUUUAGAUGUCCCCCAUUCAUCUGCAUUAGUUGCUGAAGAACAACGUCGUAUCCCAAAGUCGUUGCUACCAAAUAAAUUCCGUGAGGUCAAUGUCUUGUCAAGACGAGUUCUCGAUCCCGAAGUUGACGACUUACAAGUGUCAGGUUUCUUGCCAGAAUUGUCCGAUGAUUCUGGGUUCGAAACACACUUUAAGAGCAUGUUACGUGAAGCAAAUUCAACCAUGAACACUACUUCUCGCAAAAUUUCUGCCCACAAGCCAUUAAGUACCACCAACGUGUUGUCGAAUAUUGACGAUGACACCUCUUUCUCUACUCAAGAUAGCGGCUCUGUCAGACAUUCGCUUCGACCCGAGCCUGCAAAAGUACCGCCUUCAUUGGCUAAAGGAAAGAUCACCGUUAAGCCUUCCAAAUUCAGGGUUCCAUCAUUUGAAAUCAAGCGGUCAACCUCUAUUUUGUCUCCCAGAAACAUGUAUAAUGACAUCUACGAGGAUACGGUGAAGGCUCCAACGAUAAGAGGACAUGGAAUGAAAACUCUACCCAGCAUGGAUCGAGGUGAUGUGAAGCGAAUCUUGGAGACCAAACGAGUAAUCAGUCAAGACGAGUAUUCCAGGAUAAGAUUGGGAAAUAAAAACUCAAGCAGAGCUGUUGUCGCCGGCGAUGAUGACGAUUACGAUGCUAUGCAACAACAUGCCUCUAUAGUGAACACUUCAGUUGACACCGAGCUGGUCGUUGAUAAAGAUGUAUUGCCUCAUUUGGCAAAUGAGUUGCUCAGAGCGCCUAAGGCGAUGCUUUCCAGCGAUCAAGUCUUCCGUGAUUACGACUUCUACUCCAGUGCUUCCAACAUCUUCAAUAACUCACAGCCUAGUACCCGAGUCCCUUCAGCCAGCGCAAGCAAGCCUGAACAACCACAACCGGAGAUUGUGCUGGAUCGUCUUCCUGAUCCUCACCCUGACUUGGUGGUAACCCCUAAGAAGAACUCGCGCCCUGUUACACGGACGGUAGACAAUGACAAAGAAAGCGAACUUGAUUUGAAACCAACUUACAGCCCGGAAAAGUUCAACUACAAGGUGGUAGACAAACCAGAAACCAAAAAGGGAGAGAGGCUUUCGCCUAUAAAGAUCAGAUCGCCAGCCAAGGGAAGAGCUCCACUUGAAGAAAAAGACAAUAUUGCCAAUGCUUCGAAGCCUCUAGAGUACGACCACCAGCCCAAGCCAAGUACAGUGUCGGUUCCUACGCUUGAUUCUACUACGACAGAUGCAACACUCUUAAGUACGAAUCGAGAAAGGCACGAGUACACCCAGCAGGCUCAGUCACCCCCAACCCACGAACGAGGCAGAUUAUUUUUGCGAGUAGUUGGUAUCAAGAACUUGGCAUUACCUGACAUUUCUAAGCACCAGGCCGAGUUUAGUGUGACAUUGGACAACGGAGUUCAUUGUAUCAAAACACCAAACUACAAGCUUGACGGAUCUAACGCCAUUAUUGGUAAGGAGUUUGAACUCACUGUGUGUGAUUCUUUGGAGUUCAUUUUAACUAUGAAGGCUUCAUAUGAGAAACCAAACGGUACUUUAAAGGAGGUGAGAGAAAGACGGAUAGUGAAAUCCAAGAAUAGAAUCAGCCGUAUGUUUGGUUCCAAGGAUAUAAUCACCACGACGAAAUUCGUUGCUCAAGAAGCCAAGGACAGUUGGAGCCGUAAAAUUGCCCAGGAUGGCUCGUUUGCCCGUUGUUACGUUGACUUGGAUCAAUAUGAAGAUAAGAUUACGGGUAAAGUUUGCAGUUUCAACCUCACCUGUUUCAACGAAUGGGAAACUAUUGCUGUGAACAACACCCAGUUGACCAAGACCCAACCCUACAAGAUUGGACAACUUGAAGUGAAAAUGCUCUUUGUACCUAAAGUUGAAGAAUGGGAAUGUUUGCCAACUAGUAUCAAGAGUGCUUACGAUACUGCUUCGCUGAUUCUCCGUGAAGCCGAAUUUACUCACGAAGGUUACAUGCACCAAGAAGGAGGAGACUGUGAGACAUGGAAAAAACGGUUUUUCAAGCUCAAUGGCUCUUCGUUGAUUGCUCAUAGCGAGUAUUCGCUCAAGCCCAGAGCAAAGAUAAAUUUGUCCAAGAUUGUUGACGUUAUCUAUCUCGACAAGGAAAAUGCCAGAUCCACCGGGAACUAUAGAAAUUUCAGCGAUGGAUUACUUUUCGAGCAUGCUUUCAAAGUUAAAUUUGCCAAUGGAGAAACCAUUGAAUUCGGCACCGAUAAUGGUCGUGAGAAAGCCGCCUGGAUCUCCAUUCUUCAGAAAUUGGUGCACAGAAACAAGUUGCGCCACCAACCAUGGGUCAAGUUAAUGAUGCAAGAUGCGGCAAUCAGGCAAGAAAGACGGUCAAGGCCAGCAUCCAUGAUUGUAGAAUAA
Messenger RNA from Meyerozyma guilliermondii ATCC 6260, 4377 nucleotides. It is a transcript of the gene INT1, whose product is annotated as Int1p. Gene Ontology annotation, cellular component: cellular bud neck contractile ring. Bases 1 to 4377 code for a protein of 1458 amino acids. Gene Ontology annotation, molecular function: GTP binding. NCBI's taxonomy places the organism in Eukaryota, Fungi, Ascomycota, Pichiomycetes, Serinales, Debaryomycetaceae. Gene Ontology annotation, biological process: axial cellular bud site selection; protein localization to bud neck. The transcript has a single exon. The record is from RefSeq and is a predicted model, not a curated record.